UGCAAAAAUCUGGAAUGCGAUAGAUGACACAUGGAACAAAUAUCUGCACAGUCCUCUCCAUGACGCGGGUUACUAUUUGAACCCAACCUUUUUUCAUUCAAGUAAUUGGUGCCUUAAUGUGAAGAUUUCCGAUGGUCUUUGCUCUUGUAUUACUGGCAUGGCAGAAGAUCGUCGUAUAAAGGAUUUGAUCACACAGCAAAUUGGCACAUUUGAUUUUUUAAGUUCCAAAGAGAUUCUAUCAGAUAUUUCCCCAGGACAUUGGUGGUCAAAAUAUGAAGUUGAGUUUCCCGAACUUGAAAGGCUUGCUGUUCGGAUCCUUAGUCAGACGUGCAAUGGUGCUUCACAUUAUAGGCUGAAAAGGAGCUUGGUUGAGACAUUGCAUAGAAAAGGGAGGAAUCAGAUAGAGCAGCAGAGGCUGAGUGACUUGGUAUUUGUCCAUUGUAAUUUGCAAUUGCAGGCAUUUGAUCCCGAAGGAGAAAAUGAUAUUGCAGAGGAUGUUGUUGACUCCAUGGAUGAGUGGAUAGUCGGAAAAGGGGAAAAUUUGGUGUCUGAAAACACUCAACUUACAUGGAUGGACUUGGACUUGGAAUAGGCAAGCACAAAAGGAAAGGAAAAAGUUAAUUACAUAAAGGAGGAAGCGGAAGAGUAGACAAUUUUAUUUA
Molecule: messenger RNA, 662 nt
Organism: Solanum tuberosum (potato)
Lineage: Eukaryota; Viridiplantae; Streptophyta; Magnoliopsida; Solanales; Solanaceae
Exons: 2
Coding region: 158-592 (144 amino acids)
Molecular function (GO): protein dimerization activity
Source: RefSeq, a predicted model, not a curated record